Zychaea mexicana is the source of this 496-nucleotide messenger RNA. RefSeq lists its product as uncharacterized. The record is from RefSeq and is a predicted model, not a curated record. Gene Ontology annotation, cellular component: mitochondrion. Bases 140 to 394 code for a protein of 84 amino acids. Gene Ontology annotation, biological process: respiratory electron transport chain. The transcript is spliced from 4 exons. Lineage: Eukaryota; Fungi; Mucoromycota; Mucoromycetes; Mucorales; Lichtheimiaceae.
GAAGCAGUAUACAUACUUCUCAGGUGCCCCAGAACAUGAGCAGCUUUGCGAAAGAGGUUUUAAACAUACGGCUCCAACGCUCAGAUCUUUGCUUCUCGUUCGCACGCCCCCACGUUCAUCACUUGAAGAGCUUUCAGUCAUGACAACCAGUCCAUUACGGUCGCAGGUCAUUGCACUCUAUAAGCAGCUGGCGUACUUGGGUCGAGAAUAUCCACUGGGCUACGAAAACUUUUUCCGACCUAGACUCAAGUCGGCGUUUCUGAAAAAGCGCGAUCUGACGGAUGAAGAAGAAAUCAAAAAAUCGAUUGCCUUGGGUGAAUAUGUCUGCAAAGAACUAGAAACCUUGUACUACCUCCGUAAAUAUCGAGCAAUGCGUAGACGCUAUGUGAAAUGAAUGAGAUGAUUUUCCGGGGGGCCAUGUGCGAGGCAUCCUGAAAAGAAGAAGCCUGUGGUGUGGUCAAAUAAACUUGAUGUUACACGAGCAAUCUCGCCUCUG